Rotaria sp. Silwood1 is the source of this 2331-nucleotide messenger RNA. The record is from the annotation of a GenBank genome assembly. NCBI's taxonomy places the organism in Eukaryota, Metazoa, Rotifera, Eurotatoria, Philodinida, Philodinidae.
AUGAAUUUUAAUAAUUCAAAAUAUGAUUCUAUUCGAAAUAGUUCACCAACAAAAGAGCAACUUAUAAUUAAAGGUAUUCAACAAGCAUGGAAUCGUCGAUUUUUAUCUAAUAUUCAUUCGGGUGUUCGAGUAAAAAUACAGCAACAAAAAAAUAAAAAUUCAUCAUUAAUUGAACCAAUACAUAAAGAUAUUCAUUAUCAAUCAUUACCAUCAUCAUUUAAACAAACAAAUCCUAUAGAAUCAAUGCUUAAACGUUUAUGGAUUGAAUCAGAAACAUCAACUUUAAGUCAAAAUGGUCGAAAAUCAUUAGAAAAAUUUCAACAUUCAUCAUUAACUUCCGAUCAAAUGAAAUCUAUUUUAAAUAAUAAUCUUUUUACAAAAAAAAAUUCAUUAGGCAUAAAUUAUAAAAAUAUAAGUAUGAAUAGUAUUGGUAUACAAACAAAUAUAAUAAAACGAAUUGAUCAACAAACAUCAUGUAAUAUUCUUAGACUAAGAAAAACUUUUAGCAAGAAAAAUCGUUCAUCAUCUUCAUCAACAGUUUCAAUUUCUAAAACAUCUGUAUCAGAUGACAAUUCAACAUAUACAAAUAGUACUUCAAUAGAAACAUCAACAAUUACUAGUAGUUCUACUGUUAGUACAAAAGAAAAUCAUCAUUAUUAUAAUCAAUGUAAUAAAAAUCGAAAUAAUAAUGCUAUUGAUACUGAAAACGAACAAAGCUUUAAUCAUAUCGAAAUAAACGAAUUUCAGACAGAAAAAUCAUUCAAACAACAAUUGAAUAAUGAACAACUAUUGCACGAUAUAAGCAUAAACACGCAAUGUAAUCCUCAACCAAAAUCAUCAACAGUAUUAUCGACAGCAAAAAACCGAUUUUUUAGUACGUUCUUAAAUUUAUUUUCUUAUCUUCGAUUAUCAUCAUUUAAACAUGAUCGUAUUUGGAUAUCAACAACUACUGAUGAAACUUCAAAAGUUAUUCAUAUUGAUCAAAAUGAAGAAAAUAAAAAUAUUCGAUCACCAACUUCUCGUUGUCGACGAUCUACAGCUAGAAAUUCUAAUUAUAGUUCAUUAAUCGAACCAGAAAAACAUUAUUUACAAAUAAAAUCCGAAGACAAUUCGUCAUCGAAAUUUAAACAUUCAAAUAAAAAAACUUCAAAUAAAUCAAAAUCAAUAAGAAAGCAAUGCCAACAAGUAAAUAAUUCGAAUUUAUCUAUUGUUGAUUCUGAACAUCGAUCAAAGAAAAAUUUAAAUAAUAAUAAUCAAAGAAAAUAUUCGUGUAGAAAAGAAAAUUAUACUAAUCAACAUAAUGAGCAUAGACAUCGUCAUCGAAAAAAACGAAAACAUAUUCGUAUAUCCAACAGAUCAUCUCAAAUGAAAAUUUUAUCAAGUUCAUCUAUUGGUAUCGGAAUUCAACAAUUAUCAUCUGAUGAUAAUUAUUCAAAAGUGCUUGUUGAAGAAAGUAUAAAAUCAUCUAUUUGUAAUAUGGAAUGUUCCAACAAUACGUGUUUAUCAUUACAUGAUGAUGUCAAGCCAACAUCCAUUAGAUUUCCUGAUAGUGAAAACAAUCAAUCACACAAAGAAAUCAUAUGUCGUGAACAAGAAAAUCUUUCCACAAAAUCUAUUGAUAAUCAUUCAGCAGAAAUUGUUCCAUGUAUAACAAAUAAUUCAAUCUGUCAAUCUAAUACUUUACCAUCAUCAUUUGAAAAAAUAGUAAAUGAUAAUAAACAAUAUUUUUUUAAUCCAAAAGAUUCAAUACGUUUACAUGUCAAAAAUAAAAAUUUAAUUUCAACAUUAUCAAAAUCGAAACUAUCACUUUCAUCUAUCUAUCAUGUUGAUGAUUCAAUAGCAUGUCAUCAAAGAAAUAUAGUCAAUGAAUUUAAAUCAAUUCUUCAACAAACAAAAAAUAUUCAUAUGAAUAAUAAUGCUUUUGAUCAUGAUUUAACAAUUAAUAUUUCUCCUCCAUUAAAAAUCGAUACAAAAGAAAUAUUAACUUCAAAUAAAUCGAAUAUACAGCCAAUAUUUUGCUCAAUAACAAACCGAAAUGAUAAUAAACCUGAAAGUUCAUCUGUUGGUUCUUCAGAUAGUGAAACAAAAUCAAUUAAAGAUAAUCCUGUAGAAAUUCAUAAAAUAAUACAACAUCAAAAUGAAAUUAUUCGAGAAGGUGUUGAACAAUUAAUGCGUUAUCAAAAAUUAUGUGAAUCAUAUAAAUUAACAAGUAAUAAAGCAGUUAGACAAUUUCUUAUGAAAUCCACAGUUUUAUCUCCAGAGUCUCUUUAUAAAUUAUCAAUUAUCAAUGAACCAAAUUCAACACACCAAAUAAAGAGAAAAACAAAAUAG